CGAGGCGAGGAUUCGGAUAUUUCACCAACUCCUCCAGUAGCACAUAUUCCUCAGAAAAGCCACCAUCUCCGCCAUAAUCGACGUCAGAUUUCGCUAUAUUUUAAGACGGACAACUAAACAGUCGAAUUUAUAUGUCCUUAUAGCGUUUCUCCGUCUGUACAUUUGAGCGUUGUCCUAGUUGCACGACAUAAUCCCAGUUAGUCAUGUAACGUUAGCUAGCUAGCGAGUUUGUGAGCCGUUAAUCGAACAACACUAUUGUCUACAGCCUCAAGAAACAGACAAGAUAAGAUAUGGAGACGGAAGGUUAGAAGAACAAAACCGAACCGAAGACAUGGAGUUACAUGAGGAUAAUCAGGAAUCAAAGCACAGCCGAUUGUCCCAUCGUAGUGAUGGGAAGGUCUCCAAAUCAUCUCCGCAAUCUGGGAAACGGGAGAAAUACCGGAAAGACGUAGAGGGCUCGUCUGGGGAUCGUGUACGGACCAGAACGCGAGAUCCGGAUCGAGAUCGAUGUUCGGAUGGAGAGCGCAGCAGUGCCUCUUCCUACUCUGAUGAUGAUUAUGAAAAUGUCUCGCACUCUGACCAGUCUCUCUCGCCACGGUCCUUAUCUCCAUCACCACAUAGAAGAGGAAGAUCUAGACGUGUGUCCAGCAGCCCCUUGCGUCGAGCAGGUGUGAGUAAAGGUGUGUCAGGUCGCCCUCCACCCCAUUCCCAUAAUCCUCAGCAGAAAUCAAGAGGCAUGCGGUCCCACAGUCUAAGUAAAGAUGCACCAUCCAAAGAUGUCGAGCCGGUAACCAAGCGAAUGCUGUCCGCACGUCUGCUUAAGAUCAACGAGCUAAAGAAUGCAUUGUCUGAGCUGCGGCUACAUGCGGAUGAGCUGCAGCGGGAGAACCGUUUGCUGCGGCAGCUGCAGCUAAGACAGGAGAAAGCACUGCAUCGCUACAAUGACACAGAGAGCGAGAUCUCGCAGCUGCUGUCUCGCCACAACAACGAAACUCACGUGCUGCGAGAGAGGCUGCGACGAAGUCAGGAGAACCAGCGAGCUGCUGAGCGCAGCCUCAGAGAGAGGGAUGCUCAGCUCCAGCGCUGUCGCAAUCAGGUACAGAAGCUGCAACACCUCGCAGAUGACCAAAAUCUCGGAGAACGGGAAGAACUCUCACGGAAAUUGGUGCAUGCUCAAGCCAUAUUGCAAGAGAGUGAACGCAGAGUGAAGGAGUUGGAGAAGAACAUGGAGUUGAGUAGCGGAAGCUUUCAAAGGCACCUAACUUAUGAGAGGAGAAGAACUCACGAUGCUCAACAGCAAGUUAAAGCACUACAGGAGGAAGUGGAGAGACUUUGCACUAAACUGAAGGAGAAAGAAAAGGAGCUGGACGCAAGGAACAUCUACGCUAACAGGAUGGUGAAAGCGUCUUCCAAGAAAGAAGCAGAUAAUGCCAGUAGCCAGAAAGCGACCACCACAACAAGCACUAAAGCUGUACAGACUGAAGAAAGGACCCUCUCGUUGGAUUUUCCCUCGCCUCCUCCAGCUCUUACCAGUGAUCUCCCACCUGACAUCCAAACCGAUGAUUACCUCUCUCUAAAGGUUCAAAAGCCUACUGAGCAUCGCAGGGAUCAGCAAGGCAGAGACCAGAAGCAAAGAGACGAGUGGAAGAUCCAAAAAUUUUGGAGAGAGAGGGAGAAGGAAAGAGAGAUUGAAUCUGCAAUGCAACAGACGAGAGAGAAGGAGAAAGAAAAAGACAUUCACGACAGGGAAAGGGAAACAGAACUGUUGAAGGACAAAGAGAAGCAAAAACAAAGACUAGAUCAACAGCCCAGCUCACACGACAAGAACGCAAAGGGCCUCAGAAAUGGCCUUGACAGAGAUGAAGAGGAUUGGAGGAUUGGUCUGUCUAAAUCUCGAAAGGAAGAAGAAAGCAGGAGGCAGCGUGAACCGGAAGAGGAAGAACUUCAAGCAAGAAAUCAGGAGAUCCAGACCGCCAAUCAAGAACAAGUUGAGGAGGAACGUCAACGCAAAGAGCAGCUGUUAGCUAAAAUGCGUGAGAUUGACAUGCAGACACAAGGCCAGGACUCCGACUUCUUCUCAGACGACACAGGAAGUAUCCGCUCUCCGCCACGAUCGUCCGAGCAACGCAACCAGAACGGUAUUUUCAAACUCACAGACCCAGAUGAAACCGCAAACAUAUUUGGUAACGGGAGAAGGGAGGCCGGUAUCCGAGCACAGCGACCUAGCGAAGAUCUCGACCUGGCCUUUGGCAGCUAUGCCCCAUCUUUUGGGAAACCCGCCUUACGUACAGGUUUGGCCUCACGCAACACAAAUCAAAACUCAAAUCCACAGCAACCUCGAGAGUUGGACAGAGGGUUGGAUCUAUGCGGUGUAGUCAAAGAGAGAAAAUCCAAUCUCAUGCAGCAGCUUUUCAGGUCCACUGCAACUCCACCUCCUUCAGAAGCAUCCAGUAAGAUGGAGAUCCUGAGCCCUCCGGUAUCAGCCCAACUCCAUUCAGGAGUAGUGAGUGGACGCAAGAGGGACACAGACACACCGACGGGUCUAAACAUUGGUUCUCUCCCCAACAAUAGGAGCACUCUUCAAGUCUCUGAGAGCCGGCCCGCAGUCAGGGCCAUUACAUCAUGUGAUGAUGGCAUAGAGGAAGUGACACUCUAAAUAGGGCGUCUUUAUAUAACAGUUGCACAUGGGGAAUCAGUUUUUUGAAAAUGGGAAGAGAUUUCAAAUACCUCAGAUACUUGCUUGUGUACUCCCUUAUGAAGUCAGCCCUGAUUAAACGGUGUUUAUUUCGCGUACACGACACGUCUAUUUCUUUGCUUUUAAUGCACUGGGUGAAAUCUAGGAGGGGAACUAUUUUUCACUUUUUUUGUGGUAAAGUAUUCGAAGGGUCUAAAAUAAUAACAUUCUAUUCGCCAAAUGUGAGUACAAAAAAGGUCACUGGAUGGUAAUAUUAUUAGAAACUGAAACAAAAUGCACAUUUUAAGAUGAGCUGAGAAUAAUAGUCUGACCCUCGCUGAUCUACAUAAUUCAGAUCAAAGAAAAAUCCGAAUCGCUGGUAGAUCUUCCAGAAUCACUCGCUGCUAAUCUUGGACCCUGUUUUUGUUGUUAUUAGUGCUGAGAAUGUGCAUACUACAUAGAAAGCUACUUCUAUGUAAUAAUGUUUCGGGACUCUCUCAGAAACAUUUAUAAGUAUAGACAGAAGGUUGCUUUAGCAUGGUGAACACAUUUUCGGGCCUUAUAUUUGCUUUGGGGCGGCUUUGUUUGAGAUUCAGAACAAAGAUAUCUUGUUCAAGAUUCAGUUUGUGUGUUUUGCAAGGAAAUGGUCUGCAUUUUCAGUACUGAUAUGACUGUGGUGAAGCUCUGCCCUCUCACGGAGACACUCUGUGGCUUGGCUGACUCAGGUUUAGGCUGAAUCUUCACUGAAGUAGUCCUCCCACACAGCACUUUUUAAAGUUUCUCUCCUCCGCAUCUUACAAUAGAUUAAGUGUCCAUUAUUUUACAUGAUAAAGGAAAGAGUUAUAGAUCUAGCCUGAGUAUGUAUUUUUUGUUAAAAGAACAAACCAAAUAUUCAGAAGGUCCAGUGGGGUACUUUGACUUUCUUUUACAUUCUCAGUGUGUUGUGUGUAUUGUUUUGUUUGCCUGCUUACAUAUAUCACGUUUUAAUUGUUAGAUGUAUAGCAUAUGAUAGAUAUUUAUUUGGCUUUUUUAAAUGCCCUGUAAAGCACAGGCUUGUCAAUGUAAAAACAUCCAUAGAGGUUUAUCUGUGAGAUUUGUUGAGGUGUUCUCAAAGUUGAACUUUCUGUGAAGAGAUUGCUGACUUUUCAAGUUCCCCUAAAAUUGUAAUGAUUUGUUUUGUAUUUAUAAAGCUCCUCAGGGUUCAAACAGAAAAAUAUUGAUUGACCACAUAUAAACGUUUAAACAAUGUGUCUGUUUUUUCUCAUUUGUUGUGACCUUUAACGGUGGGUGACCUUUAAAGGGACAAUUCGGUCAUCAUUUACUCAGUUGUUCCAAAUCUGUAGGAAAAAUGACAAUGGUACUCAAAAGUGCCCCAGAACUGUUUGCGUUCUUACAUUGUUAAAAACGUCUUCUUUAGUGAAAAGCAAAUAAAUUUUACUCAAUGGUUGCCAAGAAGUGUUUGGUUAAAAGCAUUUUUCCAAAUAUCUUUCUCUGUGUUCAUCAGAACAAAGAAAGUUGGAAUAACUUGACCGUAAGUAAAUGAAGAUAGAAUUUUCAUUUUUGGGUGAACUGUUCCUUUAAGGAGUAAAGUCCUGCUAUGUUUUAAAUUGCGUAUUUUCUUUAAAAUAGUACAAAUUUGCAUUCACUACUUUGGACAAGGUCUUGUACUCACUUAGCAUUUAAAUAGUACUCAAUGUAUUUUGGUUUUGUCCAAGAAUUCUCACUGCAGAAAAUCACAAAUUCACUGUUUAAUAUCUGAAUUGUGCGUUGAUCUUGCAUUUAAAUUUCUCCACCUCCUUAAGUCUUUUAAAGUCCUCACUGUAAAAAAAGGUUGGUUAAAAAAAAUAAGUUACCUGGUUGCCUUAAAAUUUUGUGUUAAUUCAACUUAAAAAUAUUAGUCAACUCAACGAGUUUAGUCAACUCAAGAACUCAAGUUUUAAGUUGAAUUAACUUUUAAGGCAAGCAUUUUUAAGUUGAACCAACAACAAGUAAUGUUUCUGUAGCACUAAAUGGUUUUGUUCUGAUGGCAAAUUCUAUUUUUUGUAGAAUGACAACUUGAAGUUAGUUAUGUGGCUUUAUUUUUAUGGUUUGUAUGUCUGUGUUAUCUGACUUUGUAAAUUAUUCAGAUUUAAAUAAGUGAUCCUCUUCAAUAAUUAUAAUACAAUUUUUAUGGUUUAUGUGUCCUUUUAAUCUCUUUUCACAAGUUUUUAAGAGAGGGCUGUCUGAAACAUGAGCACUGGAACAUGCAAGAUCAUUUGUUCAUGAUGGAUCUCAACAAAGAGACUCAUAGAUAUGCGAGCCCCAAAAAUGUACCUUUGGUACAUAUGCGUCCUCUUUCAGGAUCAGGAAACUUCUGAUUGUCUGCUCUUGAGUGGCAACAAGGUUCCAGAGAUACAUGUGUGUUGUGAAGCAUUGUAGAUUGUUGGCCAUUGUAAAGUUACUAUAGAAUGUCAUUCAUUGUGAGGUUGUGGCAGAGAUGUGGCCAUUAUGAGGUCAUUGUGGAGAGAUGCUAUUGUGAGCUUUUGGUUCUGUGCAUUUUGCCAUGAAAUCACAUGACUGUCACAUGUAAAUCAGUUACAUCAUUGUUGAAUUAGUAGUUAGUGUGAGUCUUUAUAUACUGUCAAGAAACCAGUCAAAAGCAUGUCUGUUGUGCCCCAAGAAUAUUGUCUAGGAAUAUGUUGUCUUUUUAGGA
Triplophysa rosa is the source of this 5366-nucleotide messenger RNA. RefSeq names its product lebercilin LCA5 (gene lca5). The transcript has 9 exons. Gene Ontology annotation, cellular component: axoneme. Lineage: Eukaryota; Metazoa; Chordata; Actinopteri; Cypriniformes; Nemacheilidae. Bases 332 to 2656 code for a protein of 774 amino acids. The record is from RefSeq and is a predicted model, not a curated record. Gene Ontology annotation, biological process: intraciliary transport.